Pseudopodoces humilis (Tibetan ground-tit) is the source of this 3693-nucleotide messenger RNA. The record is from RefSeq and is a predicted model, not a curated record. NCBI's taxonomy places the organism in Eukaryota, Metazoa, Chordata, Aves, Passeriformes, Paridae.
AUGUUCAUAAUUUCUAUUUACUCACAGAUUGUGUAUGAGCCAGAUAGAAACGUGCUGCGAAGGAAAGAAUGGGAAAGGAGAAAUCAGGAGGCCCAGCAGGACAAUGGCACAUUUAACACAAGCUAUUCCCUCUUCAGUGAACCCUACAAGACUAACAAGGGGGAUGAGCUUUCCAAUCGCAUCCAGAAUACGUUGGGCAACUAUGAUGAAAUGAAAGACUUGUUAACUGACCGGUCAAACCAGAGCCAUCUCGUUGGGGUUCCAAAACCUGGGGUUCCUCAGACAUCUCUCCCCAAGACUGAUGAACAUCUUAUCGCAGACUCGAGACCACCACCUCCUCCUCCUAUUUCCAGCACUACUUCUUCCACACCAGCAUCCCUAGCUGCCCAGCAGAGCAAAAGUACCACGAUGGGCUGGCAGAAGGCUGGGCAUAAUGCCGCUUCAGAUGGCCAGCAGAGAGCAAGCAAACACGGACACCGGUCGCUGGAGUCACACAAGGGUGACUUCAAACUGGCGAACCAAAAAUCCAAUUUGGAGAAACUAAAACGCUAUGCAUCGAGUCCCACCUCCUCCUCCUCCUCCUCCAAUACUGCCCAGCAAAGCUCGCUGAGGUCCACAUUAGGAGACAACAUCAACAGAGGCCAGCAGCCAGCAAAGCUCAGUUGUAGCUCAGAAGGAGGAACUCAAGUCCAAGAGAGGCCAGCAAAGCACGGUGGGGGGCACUGUGUCCAAAACUUCCCACCUUCUCUUGCUUCAAAGCCCAGUCUGGGUCAGCAGAAGCCAACAGCUUAUGUGAGGCCAAUGGAUGGUCAAGACCAGGCUCCUGAUGAAUCUCCAAAGCUGAAGUUACCAGCAGAGACGACCAAGUCAUAUCGGGGAGUGCCUUCCAGCAAGCCUGAUUCAGCCAGGACCAAGUCAAAGAUUGCCAAGUUCAGCAUUCCUAAGCAAGCAGAAGACAGUGGAACAGGAGAUAACAGCUGCAUUGAAGAAAUAUUGCGGGAGAUGACCCAUUCAUGGCCUCCGCCACUGUCCGCUAUUCACACACCAGGAAAGGCAGAGCAAAGCAAGUUUCCCUUUCCAAACAAGGAGUCACAACAGGGAUCUACAGGACACAGCAAUACGAGGAAAAGUGAUGUAGAGCCAAAGACCCCAGAGAAAAGCGCAACCCAUACAUCAAUGCUAGAAGAUGACCUCAAGUUAAGCAGUGAUGAGGAGGAGAAUGACCAGCAGGCAGCACAGAGAUCUGCUCUCCGCGUUCUAUCUGACAGCAGCCUGGUGGUGCCACAGUCCAAUGCCCGAGCCUCGGGGCUUUCCAGCAAGGGGUCGAGCAGCAGUAGCUCCAGUGAAUCCGAGACCAGCUCAGAGUCUGACUCAGAGAGUGAAAGCAGCUCCAGCGAGAGUGACGGCAGCAAGCCCUCGCAUUACUCCAGCCCAGAGCCUGAGCCGCCCUCGUCCAACAAGUGGCAGCUGGACAAGUGGCUGAACAAAGUUACCCCUCACAAAGCGCCCAUCCUAACCCACCACGAUGGCCCGGCGCUGGAAGCCCAUCCCUACUACGGCCGGGUGAAGGCAGAGCGGCAGGAAGGACAGAAGACCCCGGCUGAGGGCCCGGCCGAGCACCGCAGUGAGGAGAGCCGCACCACCGCCGCCGCCGCCGCCGCCGCCGCCGCCGGGGACGGGCCGCGGCCUAGGACCGCCAACAAAGCUCCAGGCAGCAAGGGCAGUCGUCAGAAGUCACCCCUCGCUGGCGACGGCGGGCCGCCGAGGCGGGCAGCGGGGAAAAAGGCACCGCGACGAGCCGAGAGGAACUCCGCCGGAGACGGGCCCCCCUGCCCCAGCGCAGAGGAGCCCCCCCGGAGCCACGGCUUCCCUGAAAGCGCUGCUGCCGAGGCGCCCAGGGCCCGGCCCGGCGGCGGCGGCUGUAGAGCGGGGCACCGCCGGGAGCCCCGCUCAGCUGCAGCUGGUGAGAAGCGUCGGGCCCGAGGGCCGAGCAAAACGGCGCCCAAAUCCAAGGAGUUCAUCGAGACCGAGUCUUCAUCCUCAUCAUCCUCCUCCGACUCAGGCUCUGAGUCGGAGCGGGAGGAGCGCCCGCUGCCCAAGGCGCCAGCGGCAGCCGGGCCUGAGCCGCGGGCUGCCAAGGACGCAGGGACCGGCACCGCCAGCAAACCCCACGGCGGCUGCAGUGCCUUUGGCUCUAUUAAUGCCAGGACUAGUAGUGAAAUAGCAAAGGAGCUGGAGGAACAGUUUUACACCCUGGUUCCUUUCGGUAGGAAUGAGCUCCUGUCUCCUCUGAAAGACAGUGAUGAGGUAAAGUCGCUGUGGGUCAACAUUGACUUGGCUCUUUUGUCCAGGAUUCCAGAGCGUUUGCCCGAAGAACCGCUGGCCAUGAGCGCCGGAGCAAACCAGGCGGCCAGCUUCCCGCAGGGUAGUAGUGCUGAACCCCCCGCAGAGAAGGGUUUACCGAAAUCUAGAAGGAAACGCAAGUGUGACAAUGAGGAAGAGUGCAGAGACAUCAAGAAGACUCACUUAGAGCGAGAGAGUUCUUCACGAUUAGCUGCCUCUGCCCAAAGCAUCACAACAGCAAAUCACUGCAAUAUGAAUGAAAAUAGCUUGGCAAUACCAAUAAAUAAAAAUGAGAAAAUGCUUCGGUCACCCGUCUCUCCCCUCUCUGAUGCAUCAAAACACAAAUAUUCCAGCGAUGAUUUAACUUGCUCCAGCAGACCUAAUGGCAGCAGUCUAUUACCUUCAAUCUCCUCCAGCAAAAAACAUAAGGGUGAAAUCCAGUCGCAGCCACAUCCCGGAGACUUCAAUAAAGCAGUUCACAUCAAUUCAGAAAAUGUUCUUCUCUGCAAUAAGCCACAGUUCCAAACAGAGCCUUGGUCACCUCUGUCCACCACACCCAGGGACUGCAGAAGAACAAAGCUUAUCUUCGAUGAUAUACCACGCAAUGCAGAUUACUUUAUGCAGGAAGCUAAACGGAAGAAGCAUAAAGCAGAUGCAAUGGUGGAGAAGUUUGGAAAGGCACUGAAUUAUGCAGAAGCAGCACUAUCAUUUAUUGAGUGUGGAAAUGCAAUGGAACAAGGCCCAAUGGAAUCUAAAUCCCCUUAUACCAUGUAUUCAGAAACAGUUGAACUCAUCAGGUAUGCUGUGAGACUAAAAACCCACUCAGGCCCCAACGCCACGCCAGAAGACAAACAGCUGGCAGCAUUAUGUUACCGCUGCCUGGCCCUUCUGUACUGGAGGAUGUUCCGACUCAAGAGAGACCACGCGGUCAAGUAUUCUAAAGCGCUUAUCGAGUAUUUCAAGAAUUCAUCAAAAGCUGCCCAGAACCCUUCUCCUUGGGGUGCCAGUGGAAAGAGCACAGGAACUCCAUCACCUAUGUCCCCAAGCCCUUCUCCAGUCAGUUCCGUAGGAUCCCAGGGGAGCACGGGGGCCCCUUCCCCAUCUCCUAUCAUCAGCAUCCCACAGCGCAUUCAUCAGAUGGCUGCCAACCACGUCAGCAUCACCAACAGCAUCCUGCACAGCUAUGACUACUGGGAGAUGGCUGACAACCUGGCCAAGGAAAACAGAGAUUUUUUUAAUGACUUGGAUGCAUUGAUGGGACCUAUCACCUUGCACAGCAGUAUGGAGCAUUUAGUUCAGUACACUCAACAAGGACUUCACUGGGUGCGGAACAGCGCUCACUUGUCAUAA